Callithrix jacchus (white-tufted-ear marmoset) is the source of this 2035-nucleotide messenger RNA. RefSeq names its product TLC domain containing 1 (gene TLCD1). Gene Ontology annotation, cellular component: plasma membrane. Gene Ontology annotation, biological process: regulation of membrane lipid distribution; phospholipid homeostasis; membrane assembly. NCBI's taxonomy places the organism in Eukaryota, Metazoa, Chordata, Mammalia, Primates, Cebidae. The record is from RefSeq and is a predicted model, not a curated record.
AGAGGCAAACACUCAAAACGAUUGGUCCCUGGGUCCUUACGCUUCAGGUUUUUAGCUUCUUCCUCCCUCCGCAGCACACCCGCUUUUCCCCUCCCCUCCUCUAUUACCACCUUCUUCUCCCUCUGUGCCCCGACCCCCACUUCACUUCCCUCGCUGGCUCCUAGCUGCUCCUCUUUUCGCCCAGACCACCUACUUUUCCCUCAAAGCAGCUGUUUCGCUCGGAGGCGGGAGGGGAAGCCCGCACCACAGUGAGGUCAGGCUGACACCUAGUGGCCAGGAGCUGGAACUGCUGCAGGGCCACCGGCCUGGAGAGCGAGGGUCACCCCAGCAGUCCCGGCAAAUCCGCGGUCUUGCCUGCCCAGACUCUGGGGAGCCAGGCCGAGGGCCGGGACUGUCUGAGGGAGGACUGUGACAGCCGCUCUGCCCUAGGAGCUUAAGAGCGGGGGUGGAGAGGUGGCGAUGGGUUACUCAGCAAUUCCCAAGUGCCCACCCUUGCGGGCGCGGGAGGGACGGGUAAACACGGGUCUCCGGCUAGAAGACUGCGAGUGGUGCGGUGCGGGGAACUGGGUCUGCGAGGAGACCUCUGUCGAAAGCUGGGCUCCCGAGCCCACCCCAGGACCGGGACUUAGGGGGCGUGGGCGUGCCGGGUUCAGUCCAGCUCUGCCCAGAAAGUGGAGAGAGCUCUCGCGGUACCCGCCCAGGGCGGGGGAGCCGGUGGCCCCGGGGAAAGUGGGGACGCGGGUUAAUGAGGCCACGCGAGCGAGGGCAGCGGGGACGCCGUCGGCAGUCGGGAGGCGCCAGAGAGGGGUGCCUCGGCAGCGCUCCCCCAGCUCAGGUUCCAGUCGCCCGAAGUCCGCGGGAGCCCAGCGGGGGCCGGGCAGCUGGGUGUAUAACCCGCUAGCGCGGCCGCGGCGCCUAAGGGGCGGAGGCAGGCGGGAGGGGCGGGGGCAGAGGCCUCGCGGGGAGGACGGGGAGGAGCCAAGGGGCCUAGAGGGCUCCGCCGAAACUGUGCGGGGCUGGCUGCCGGCGGGAGAGACGGCUGUGCUGGACCGGGUCGAGAGGGAUCCCGGUUCCCAGAACAGCCCUAGGAGGCGGCCUCGAGGGCGGACGGGUGGACAGCAGGGAGGGCCAGCAUGCCCCCACUGCUGCACCCCGCCCUGCCGCUGCUCUUGGGCGCCACGCUGACCUUCCGGGUGCUCCGGCGCGCGCUCUGUCGCCUGCCCCUACCCGUACAAGUGCGCGCCGACCCCCUGCGCACCUGGCGCUGGCACAACCUGCUCGUCUCCUUCGCUCACUCCAUUGUGUCGGGGAUCUGGGCGCUGCUGUGUGUAUGGCAGACCCCCGAAAUGUUGGUGGAGAUUGAGACAGCAUGGUCGCUCUCUGGCUAUUUGCUCGUUUGCUUCUCUGCAGGGUAUUUCAUCCACGACACGGUGGACAUCGUGGCUAGCGGUCAGGCUAGAGCCUCUUGGGAAUACCUUGUUCAUCACAUCAUGGCCAUGGGUGCCUUCUUCUCUGGCAUCUUUUGGAACAGUUUUGUCGGUGGGGGUGUCUUAACGCUACUGGUGGAAGUCAGCAACAUCUUCCUCACCAUCCGCAUGAUGAUGAAAAUCAGUAACACCCAGGAUCAUCUCCUUUAUCAGGUUAACAAGUAUGUGAACCUGGUCAUGUACUUUCUCUUCCGCCUGGCCCCUCAGGCCUACCUCACCCAUUUCUUCUUACGUUAUGUGGGCCAGAGGACCCUGGGCACCUUCCUACUGGCUGUCCUGCUCAUGUUGGACAUGAUGAUCCUAAUCUACUUUUCCCGCCUCCUCCGCUCCGACUUCUGCCCUGAGCGUGUCCCCAGGCAGCAACACAAAGACAAGUUUUUGACUGAGUGAGGCACAGAGCCUGGGACAGCAAACAUGGACAAGAACAGAAAGCCUCACAUGGAAACUGGGACUUAGCCCCAAGCUCGGGUGUCCUCUGGGGCAAGCCUCUCUACCUUCGGAGCCUGCGCCCACACUAUUGAAAACACUAAUGAAAGCACUCCUCUGAA